Megachile rotundata (alfalfa leafcutting bee) is the source of this 3092-nucleotide messenger RNA. It is a transcript of the gene Gcn5, whose product is annotated as Gcn5 acetyltransferase. Gene Ontology annotation, molecular function: histone H3 acetyltransferase activity; protein binding. Gene Ontology annotation, biological process: positive regulation of transcription by RNA polymerase II; chromatin remodeling. Gene Ontology annotation, cellular component: nucleus; ATAC complex. NCBI's taxonomy places the organism in Eukaryota, Metazoa, Arthropoda, Insecta, Hymenoptera, Megachilidae. The record is from RefSeq and is a predicted model, not a curated record.
UUUUUCGGUGAUUAUUCCUCCGUGGCAAGUCCGAUUUAAAAUUUUGUUUUCCAUGUUCAUCUGGAUGUACAUACUCAUGUGCGUGCAAAAUUUGAUGAGAAUUGGCUGAGUGGUGUAAAAGAAAAACGCGGUCAAAGAAGUUGCAAAGUCAAGUACUUAAGCGCUUCGCUCGCCUUCGACUAAUCUUGUUAUAUCUGUAGUCAAAGCUUCAACCUUAUCUAACCUAUUUGAGCCAUUCUUAGGCGCUUUUUCCAAAGUGAAAAAUUGCUACGUUAUUCUAGCAGAAUUUGCGACUAUUGAGUAAAUUUGUGUAUGUAUAUACGUGUUCGUAGUAUUGUAAACAAUUGUGAGAAGUUAUAUAUCGUACAACAAUAUGAUGUUUCCCAUCAAAAUUGUUUGAUGCUACAUGCAUAAAGUUAUUUUAUUUACAUUUUAUUGUAAAAGCAAAUCAUGGCAACCGAGGAAGGAAAUCGUAAUACAACGCUACAGACUUUAGACGAUAGCAGUCAAUCCGUAACUAGUACAUCACAGCAUGCAGGAAACAGCAGGGAAUCGACUACUGCCAGACCUCAAGAACAGAGUAGUCGGCAAAAUAAUCUUCAAAGAAUACAACAGAGAAAACAACAAAUGCUUAAUUUGCCACAAAUGAAGAAAAUAUUAAAAAUUGCAACUUAUAGCGCGUGCAAAGUUGAAGAUUGCAAGUGUAUCGGAUGGAAAAAUUCUCAGUUAUUAACUAAAUCUCCAAAAAAUGAAUCGCUGCAACCUAUUAUAAAUUUUUUUGAUCCUUGUAAAACUUGUACCCACGUUUUAGAAAAUCAUGUUUCACAUUUAACUAAUCAGUCAGAGGAAGAAAUUAAUAAAUUAUUAUGUAUGGUCAUAGAUGCUGACAAUAUAUUUUUAGGAUUACAAAAGGAAGAAGAUCCAGAUACCAAAAAAGUUUAUUUCUAUCUAUACAAACUCUUAAGGAAAUGUAUACAGUCGAUGAGUAAACCUACGAUAGAAGGCCCUUUAGGACAACCACCUUUUGAAAGACCCAGUAUAGCUAAAGCAGUAAUGAAUUUUGUCGCGUAUAAAUAUGGUCAUUUGCCACAGAGGGACAUGCAAGCAAUGUGCGAUAUGGCAAAGAUGUUCUUACAUUGUUUGAAUCAUUGGAAUUUUGAUCCGCUCAGUGCAAGAAGAGGCACAAUUAGUCCAGAAGAAGCUCCUGCAUAUAAAAUCAAUCAUACUCGUUGGCUAGUAUUCUGUCAUAUACCCGCAUUUUGUGACUCGCUACCUCAUUAUGAUACAUCCUUGGUUUUUGGACGAACUUUUGUUCAAGCUGUUUUUAAACCAGUUUCUAGACAAUUAUUAGACAAAUGUCACAGCGAAAGAGAUAAAUUGGCACCGGAAAAAAGAGUAAUAGUUUUAACACAUUUUCCUAAAUUUCUUUCUAUGUUGGAAGCAGAGAUUUAUGCAGAUAAUUCACCGAUCUGGGAUCCUGACUUUAAACAAGUACCUCUUACAUAUUUACAAACUGCAUUGGAAUCGAAAGCAAAUCAAGGAAGAAAAACAGGUGAAUUUGAGAAAGUCAUGGUCCCACCAAACGAUAAAGAUAACUAUACAACAAUUAAUAUCAGCCCUGGUAUGAAAAAGAUUCAUGAGAAAAGGUCAUAUUCCGAGGGACGUACAGAGGUAAAAAGAAGAAAGAACGAAGAGAUGUUUGAAGAUUUGCCGGAAGAAACUGUCGCCGAAAUUGUGGCAACUAUUAAUGACCCUAAUUACAUGUGUGGACCCGAUGCAGUAUUCCCGCCUAAUGUUCCAAGAGAUGAAACUGCUAAGAUCGAAGAAAGUAGAAAAAUUAUAGAAUUUCAUGUUGUUGGAAACAGCUUAACACAGCCAGUUUCUAAACAGACAAUGCUUUGGUUGAUUGGUUUACAUAAUGUCUUUAGCCAUCAGCUACCAAGAAUGCCAAAAGAAUAUAUAUCUCAAUUAGUUUUCGACCCAAAGCAUAAAACUUUGGCUCUAAUAAAAGAUGGACGACCAAUUGGUGGUAUUUGUUUUCGAAUGUUUCCUACUCAAGGUUUUACAGAGAUAGUAUUUUGCGCCGUUACGAGUCAAGAACAAGUUAAAGGCUAUGGCACACAUUUAAUGAACAUGCUUAAAGAUUAUCACAUAAAGAACAACAUAUUACAUUUCCUCACGUUCGCAGAUGAAUUUGCAAUUGGAUAUUUUAAGAAGCAAGGUUUCAGUAAAGACAUUAAGUUGCCUCGAUCAAUGUAUCAAGGAUAUAUUAAAGAUUAUGAAGGCGCGACUUUAAUGCAUUGCGAAUUAAAUGCAAAGAUCGUGUAUACCGAAUUUACAGCGGUUAUACGAAAACAGAAGGAAAUUAUUAAAAAGUUAAUACAUCAAAGACAGCAGGAAAUACAAAAAAUUCAUCCAGGUUUAACGUGUUUCAAAGAAGGUGUUAGGGGAAUUCCAGUCGAAUCUAUUCCUGGUAUUCGUGAAACUGGUUGGAAAAGUUAUGCUCAAACAAGAACAAGAGGCGUAGCUAAAGGGACUCAAGGACCAGAACCAAUGGAAGCGUGUUUAGACAUCACUGAUUCUCUGUACAAUGCUUUAAAGAAUGUUUUAAAUAGUGUGAAGAAUCACAGUACAGCAUGGCCGUUUUUAACACCUGUAGAUAAAAAUGACGUUCCUGAUUAUUAUGAUCACAUUAAAUAUCCAAUGGAUCUGAAAACUAUGACUGAUCGAUUGAAAGCUCGGUAUUAUGUUACGAGAAGAUUAUUUAUAGCAGAUAUGACUCGAAUUUUUACUAAUUGCCGUUUAUAUAAUAACCCCGAUACCGAAUAUUAUCGCUGCGCUAAUGCUUUAGAAAAGUAUUUUCAAACGAGAAUGAAAGAAAUUGGCCUUUGGGAUAAGUAAAAUUUCUUACACGGAAACAGAUUAUUCGAUUAAAAUAAAUAUUUUAUACUUGUACAUUCAUUUGUAAAUACAAAACUUUAACAUCGAUAAGUUUCGAAAAGGAAGCAAUUAAAGAAUAGAAUAAGAUUUAUAAAAGAACGAAGAUAUUUAUUUAUCUAUAAGUGUAAUAUACAGUAUUGUAUAAAAUAUAG